Molecule: messenger RNA, 1326 nt
Organism: Botrytis fragariae
Lineage: Eukaryota; Fungi; Ascomycota; Leotiomycetes; Helotiales; Sclerotiniaceae
Product: putative regulator of g protein
Exons: 3
Coding region: 1-1326 (441 amino acids)
Source: RefSeq, a predicted model, not a curated record
AUGUCGGGCCUCAUACCUUACCUAGGGGAGGUUUUCUCAAACGUCAACUAUCAUCGUCCUGAAUACAAAAACUCAUACUCAAGCUCAGAAAAAUCUUCAAGAGACUCCAGUAUGGAUCUAUCUCGGACGCACUCGAAAAGUUCGAGCAAAUUCUCUCAAGGCAUUCCGGAUGCUCUUACAUUUGACAAAAUUAUCAAUGGUGGAACAUGCCCUCCCAUGACCGUGAGAGAAUUCAUGAACUAUCUCGAGUUCAUUGAGCAUGCUCCAGAGAAUCUUCAAUUCUUCCUCUGGUUUCGAGAUUACACAUCUCGUUUCGAGAAAUCGAAUCCAUCCAAUCCCUUCUCGACUCCACCUGCAACAGCCUCUUCAGAACGUCAGGCUUCUGGUUCAUCUGAAUAUCAAAAUGAUUCAGCAGUUGGCUUUGAUGUUGCGGACGAUAAGCGGCAAAUGGCUACUCGUAUAAUCAAAACCACGAUAAAUUCUCCGCCACAAGUUAUGGCUCCUUGGGAGACAGGUUUUGACAAAGAAGGAGGAUCCUUAAUGGAAGUUCGACCAGCAGCACAAGAUUCAUACCGCUCGAUUGCCCAGCAAACUUUCAGUCGUGCUGGUAUUCAAAUUCCAGAUAUCAAUCUACGCUAUCGUGAUGAGAUUGAUCGAAUAAUCGCUAUAUAUAUCGCAGAUGAUGGCUCUCGUCAACUCAAUCUAUCCUCACGUCAAAGAACUACUCUUCUUGAGCGUCUUUCAACCACAACUCAUCCGUCUGCCUUCCAACCCAUUGUCGAAACCGUUGAAUCUAGCUUGAGACACCAGGCACACCCCAAUUUUAUCCGUUGGAGUAUUUGCAAUGGAAACAAACCACGCCAAGUGUUUGCUAAGGGCCUCGGUGCCGCUCUUAUUAUUUUAGGCUUCCUGUACGCAACUCUUACCACCCUCAGUAAUAUGUCCCGAGGAUGGCGUGCAUUUUCGGCAUUAUUCUGGGUCCUGGGCAUUUCUACACUGUAUGCAGCAUUCAGAGGGAUGUGUGUUGUACUCCAUGGUCUUCAUCAUCGCCAUCUUCGACCUUGGGAGUUAUGGGAGUCUGAGGACUCUGCCAUGUAUCUGGACGAUGCAUCGUGUAGCGGCAAGGGCGAAGAGUAUCCAUGGGUCAAGAAAUACGAGAAGAGAUUUGUUAUUAGAAAAAUCUUUGAUCGAGAGGUUUGGGUACAGGAGCCGGCAUUGAGACAGAUACAAGAUAUAAUUUUCCUGCAAUCUUUGCUUAUCGGUGCCGGUGUGGCUGUCGUUUUGACGGUCAUCUUCUUGGCUGUUCCAGAAGGUGGCCUUUUCUGA